Molecule: messenger RNA, 1107 nt
Organism: Cyclopterus lumpus (lumpfish)
Lineage: Eukaryota; Metazoa; Chordata; Actinopteri; Perciformes; Cyclopteridae
Gene: mpg
Product: N-methylpurine DNA glycosylase
Exons: 3
Coding region: 18-836 (272 amino acids)
Biological process (GO): base-excision repair
Molecular function (GO): alkylbase DNA N-glycosylase activity; DNA binding
Source: RefSeq, a predicted model, not a curated record
AGUUUCGCGGUGACGUUAUGAUGGCAGGGAGAAAAAGAAAGACGCCUCAAGAAGCAUUAAAUCCCACGGAAUUAAAGGUGUCACCUGUCAAACUGAAUAAGAAGUGUGACAAUCCUCAAAGUCCGGAGACGGAGAGAAGCCAUUAUUUCAUCAAGAAUGACCUGCAGCACAGACUCGGAGAGGAUUUUUUCAACCAGCCGUGUCUCAGUUUGGCUAAAGCAUUACUCGGAAAGGUGUUGGUCCGCAGGUGUGCCGAUGGGACUGAGCUGCGAGGGAGAAUAGUGGAAACUGAAGCCUACCUUGGAGGGGAGGACAACGCUUCACACUCAGCAGGAGGCAAACGCACUGAAAGGAACACCGCCAUGUUCAUGAAGCCUGGCACAAUCUACGUGUAUCCGAUCUAUGGCAUCUACCUCUGUAUGAACGUGUCUAGUGAAGGGGAGGGUGCUGCCGUGCUGCUGCGCUCCCUGGAGUCCCUGCAGGGUCAGCCCCUCAUGAGGCAGCUGAGGGCAGCCAGACGCAGAGAGGGAGCCCGACAACUGAAGGACAAAGAGCUUUCCAACGGGCCGUCCAAGCUGUGCCAGGCUCUAAAUAUACUCCGCUGUUUUGAUCGCCGAGACCUCGCCUCAGACCCAGACGUGUGGCUGGAGAGGGAGCCCGACACAAAUUCAGCAGAACCCCACGACAUCGUAUCGGCACCACGCGUUGGAAUUGAAUCUCAUGGGGAAUGGGCCAUGAAGCCCUGGCGGUUCUAUCUCCGUGGGCACCCCUGUGUUAGCGUCGUGAAUAAAGAGGCAGAAAGACAGUCUGUAAAUGUAACGAACAAUGUACUGUAGGUCCCUCAGAAGUCAAGAGGGCGUAACAGGAAUAUCCCUGGAACUACUCUGCCAUCUGUUCCCUCUGUGGACGUCUCCCAUUUAGGCAGUAUAAAAACUCAAGAAGAAAGUCAAGUAGAAUAACCUUCUGGACUGGUUGAAUGCCUACAUUCCAAUCUGCAUCAAUUAUUCAAUGUGUGUUCUUAUUAAUUUUGUAAACCGCAAACACAGAGAUUAAGUCAGCUAGAAUAAGACUCAAAUCAUCAGACUAUUAAAAUGAGUAUUUUGUUUA